Molecule: messenger RNA, 2709 nt
Organism: Rhipicephalus microplus (southern cattle tick)
Lineage: Eukaryota; Metazoa; Arthropoda; Arachnida; Ixodida; Ixodidae
Gene: fbl
Product: pantothenate kinase 3 fbl
Biological process (GO): coenzyme A biosynthetic process
Cellular component (GO): cytosol; nucleus
Molecular function (GO): pantothenate kinase activity; ATP binding
Source: RefSeq, a predicted model, not a curated record
GUUAAAACACUUCUUUUUUCCUCGAAUUCAUCGUGAAACUCAGCUAGACCUUGCUUGAGCGUCAGUCGAUGUCACUUCAUGUAUCUUGAAGCCUUCGAUGCGUCACAUGAUGUUGCUACGAUGUCUCGAAACACUCUUGUCGGCUUCUGAGCCGAAUUAAUCGGCGAGAAUGCAUAUGUAACGUUUCAGAGGAAACUGCUACCAAUUGAUUGGUUUUCCUGUCCCGAUCGAGAACCGCAACUGACGCUAUUUUAUCCGAUUUCAGUACAGAUUGUCUUCACGCACUUCGUGCGACGUAGCAUGUUUGUGUUGCGAUCGCCCCCUCAUUGCGAGCGCAGUGUUGUGGGGAAUGGUGGCCUCGUAUGUACGUACAAGGAGGUUACCCCGUGAGGAAGUAUUGGGGCUAGUGGCCAUUCGACCCCUGCACUGGCACGAGGAAAAACCUUGAAAAUAUUAGUUACGUCACUCGAAGCAGCCUUGAGUGCAGUCCCACGUGGCUUGCGUAUAAUCUUCCAUCUGCUACGUUUUCUUUACUUGCUUUUUUUUUACAGCUUGAAGGGGAAACUCUUCUCAUCCGAGAAGUCGCGAAAGAUCGCACGAUUACCAGUUUGCGUCGGGCUGCCCGAGGAAGCCGCGCGUGGACCUUUUUUUUUCCGGGACGUCAUGAGUUUGUCGUAAGCUUCACUUUCGCUGCCAGCAGGCUUGCACGUUAUUCGCGAGCGAGCAGUCUUGACGACAACGACGACGAGCGCGCGCAAGGGGGCUUUUUUGUACCUGUCGAUGGACAUGAAUGAGGAUUUGUGUUGCAGAGACUGGCCAACAGCCACACCGAGGACUGGGCUCGAUUCGGAUGGCAGGAGAGCGGCCAUGGCCAGCAUAAACGGGGACACGACGGCUACCGCCCGGGUGCCGUCACCACAGCCGCCAAUGCCCUGGUUUGGCAUGGACAUUGGAGGAACAUUAGUAAAGCUGGUUUAUUUUGAGCCCGCGAUCGAAGAUGGACCAGCAACUACAGAGGCUCUGGAACGUAUCAAGCACUACUUGAAGAAGAAUGCUGCGUAUGGGCAGUCAGGCAAGCGAGAUGUUCAUUUACAGAUGGAUGGUGUUGAGGUCGGUGGCAUCGAGGGUACGCUGCACUUCAUUCGUUUCCCUACAAGUGAGAUGCCUCGUUUCUUGGAGCUAGCCAAGGCGAAGGGAAUUGCCAGUUUAGCCUCUACAGUGUGUGCUACAGGUGGUGGAGCUCACAAGUUUGAAAAUGAUUUCCGCACUCAGGUGGGCCUUGGUCUGCAUAAAUUUGAUGAAAUGGACUCCCUGAUUCGUGGUAUACACUACAUGGAAGCCCACAACAGUCGAGAGUGCUAUUACUACAGCAGUCCUAUGGAGCGAUGUGUCAAAAUGCCGUAUGACUUCAGCAAUCCAUACCCUUACCUUGUUGUAAACAUUGGCUCAGGGGUGAGCAUGCUAGCAGUGAGAUCGCCUACCGAGUAUCACCGCGUAACUGGCACUAGUCUCGGCGGUGGCACUUUUCUUGGGCUCUGCUGUCUGCUGACUGGUUGUGAAACUUUUGAGGAGGCUAUUGAACUUGCCCAGAAAGGGGACAGCACUCAUGUUGACAAGCUUGUGCGCGAUAUCUAUGGUGGCGACUACCCCAAGUUUGACCUACGUGCCGACACUGUGGCUAGCAGUUUUGGGAACAUGAACUGCAAGGCUCGACGAGAUGCUGCCUCGCGGGAAGACCUUGCCCGGGCAACACUGGUUACCAUCACCAACAACAUCGGCUCCAUUGCUCGCAUGUGUGCCAUCAACGAAGGCAUCUCUCGUGUCGUCUUUGUGGGCAACUUCCUGCGGGUCAAUCCCAUUUCAAUGCGCAUGCUGGCAUAUGCCAUGCAGUUCUGGUCCAAAGGCACACUUAAAGCCCUUUUCUUGGAGCAUGAGGGCUAUUUUGGUGCUGUUGGCUGCCUGCUGGAGCUGAUGAAGGCUUGUAGCUAGCCACACAUUCCAUGCUGCCAUGGUGUGGCACAUUCCUGUGAUAUAGGCAGCCCUUUGUCAAAAGCUGGCCUGGUUUGACUGCUGCCAGAUGGUAUCCACUCUGCUCCCUACACUAUGCUGUCACCAAGCGGCUUGGCACACUGGUUAGGAGAACCUCUUUCAAUGUGAUCUUCACCAGCUUGACGCACAACACCUAUGAUCCAGCUGCCAGCCAUCUUUUGGUGGCAUUGGUGCUAUGCUGGCCUUGGAAAUGGACAGAUAGUUAUUAUCUGUGCCUCAGGUUAUUACUGCAUAAGCUCCUUCAGGGAACAGUGCUUUUUGAGUCUCUGAAAAUCCCACAUAGUAUUCCAAAAGGUGUUCUCUCUCCACUUAACAUUUGGGUGUGUGUUUUAAAGGCGGCUUUAGGAAUCGACGUAUUGUCAAUUUCAUACUUUUAUAGUGUCAUCUUUUUGUUGUCCACAACUUUUACCUAUUAAGGAAAAUUAUUCAUUGUGGGAUUAGGCAGAACUUAUUGUGACUCUUUUCUAAUAUUAAACUUUCUGCCUUUUAUCCCACAGGAGAGUGCAAACAAGGUGUUCUUUAAAAAAAAAAAAAGAAAAGAGAGAACUACUUGCAAUGACCACACAAGUGCCAUGUGAUUAUGGCAAUUGUGAAUGUUCGAUCAAAGGAUAAAAAUAUUAAGUGUAUGUUCAAAAUAAAAAAAAAAGUUAAACAGCAAAA